Quercus lobata is the source of this 3311-nucleotide messenger RNA. RefSeq names its product Alanyl-tRNA synthetase (gene ALATS). The transcript is spliced from 23 exons. Lineage: Eukaryota; Viridiplantae; Streptophyta; Magnoliopsida; Fagales; Fagaceae. Gene Ontology annotation, molecular function: alanine-tRNA ligase activity; nucleic acid binding; ATP binding. Gene Ontology annotation, cellular component: chloroplast; mitochondrion; cytoplasm. The record is from RefSeq and is a predicted model, not a curated record. The coding region runs from base 14 to 3025 and encodes 1003 amino acids. Gene Ontology annotation, biological process: alanyl-tRNA aminoacylation.
AGCGUGGAAAUGAAUGAGGAAGGGAUUCGUUGGGAAUUCGAAGCGGAGUGUGUUGUGGUUGUGCGUAUUGAAUAACAGAAACCCUCGUCUCUCUCUUUCUCAUUGUUAUUCUCACUCGCCGCCACCACUGCCCCCACUAUCUCUAUCUCUAUCUCAUCAUCAUCAUCAUCAUCAAAUGGCGGAGGAAUGGCCGGCGAAUCGCGUGAGAGACACGUUCAUAAAGUUCUUCGAGGAGAAGAAGCACACAAAUUGGAAGUCCAGCCCCGUCGUCCCUCACAAUGAUCCCACUCUUCUCUUCGCUAACGCCGGAAUGAACCAGUUCAAGCCCAUAUUUUUGGGCACAGCUGACCCAAACACUCCCUUAUCCAAAUUGAAUCGUGCUUGCAACACCCAGAAGUGCAUUCGAGCUGGUGGGAAGCACAAUGAUCUGGAUGAUGUUGGGAAAGACACUUACCACCAUACCUUCUUUGAGAUGCUUGGCAAUUGGUCCUUUGGGGAUUACUUUAAAGCUGACGCCAUUCAAUGGGCUUGGCAACUUCUUACACAGGUUUAUAAACUACCUAAGGAUCGCUUCUAUGCCACCUAUUUUGGUGGUGAUCAGAAAUUGGGUCUUGCUCCUGAUGCUGAAGCUAGAGAUAUAUGGCUUCAAUUUUUACCACCAGAACGUGUGCUGCCUUUUGGCUGUAAAGACAAUUUCUGGGAGAUGGGUGAUACAGGUCCUUGUGGACCUUGCACUGAAAUACAUUAUGAUAGAAUUGGUAAUCGAGAUGCUGCGUCAUUGGUUAACUAUGAUGAUCCUACGUGCCUUGAGAUUUGGAACCUUGUCUUUAUUCAGUUUAAUAGGGAAAGUGAUGGUUCUUUAAAACCCCUGCCUGCUAAGCAUGUUGAUACCGGCAUGGGUUUCGAAAGGUUGACUUCUGUACUUCAGAACAAGAUGAGCAAUUAUGAUACCGAUGUGUUCAUGCCCAUUUUUGAUGCAAUCCAACAGGCAACUGGGGCUCGGCCAUAUUCUGGGAAAGUUGGACAAGAUGAUCUGGACAAAGUUGACAUGGCAUACCGGGUUGUUGCAGAUCACAUUAGAACUCUUUCAUUUGCCAUUGCCGAUGGGUCUUGUCCAGGCAAUGAGGGCCGUGAAUAUGUCUUGAGGCGUAUUCUUCGCCGAGCUGUUCGUUAUGGAAGUGAGGUCUUAAAAGCUCAGGAAGGAUUUUUCAAUGGGCUUGUAAACGUUGUGGUGAGAGUGAUGGGCGAUGUUUUUCCGGAGCUAAAGCAGAAUGAAAUGCGCAUUAGGGACAUAAUUGCAGAAGAAGAAGCAAGUUUUGGUAAAACUUUACUUAAGGGAAUCGAGAAAUUCAAAAAGGCUGCGCAGGAUGUACAAGGGAAGAUAUUAAGUGGGCAGGAUGCAUUUGUUUUGUGGGACACAUAUGGGUUCCCAUUAGAUUUGACCCAGUUGAUGGCAGAAGAAAGGGGCUUACUGGUUGAUGUUGACGGUUUCAAUAAUGCCAUGGAUGAGGCAAGAGAAAGAUCAAGGAAUGCUCAAAAUAAGCAAGCUGGUGGUGCUAUUAUUAUGGAUGCUGAAGCUACUUCAGCAUUGCACAAGAGGGGGGUUGCUGCAACAGAUGAUUCCUUCAAAUUUAUUUGGUUCAAGGACCAUGAAAGUGUGAUAAGAGCAAUUUAUACCGGUUCCCAGUUCUUGGAAAGCGUUGGUUCUGGCAGUGAAGUUGGUAUAGUUCUGGAAUCUACAAGUUUUUAUGCUGAGCAAGGUGGUCAGAUUUUUGAUACUGGAUCACUUGAAGGCCCCUUUGGUUCGUUUCAAGUUGGCAAUGUUCAAAUUUAUGGAGGUUUCAUUCUUCAUAUUGGUUCUUUUUCUGGAGAGAAUGGUAGAUUCUCUGUGGGGGAAAAAGUAAUUUGUAAGGUUGACUAUGACAGGCGUAAGCUCAUUGCCCCAAAUCAUACAUGCACACACAUGUUGAAUUUUGCUCUUAGGGAAGUGCUUGGAAAUCAUGUUGACCAGAAGGGUUCUAUCGUUCUUCCUGAAAAAUUAAGAUUUGAUUUUUCGCAUGGCAAGCCAGUAGAUCCUGAUCGUUUGAAAAAGAUUGAAUCAAUUGUGAAUGAGCAAAUAAAAGCUGAAUUAGAUGUAUUUGGUAAGGAGGCAACCCUUGCUGAAGCCAAGCGUAUCAAUGGUUUACGAGCUGUUUUUGGUGAAGUCUAUCCUGACCCAGUUAGGGUUGUGGCAAUUGGACAGAAAGUUGAGGACCUUCUGGCUGAUCCAGAGAAUGAUGAGUGGUUAUCCAUUUCUGCAGAACUCUGCGGAGGUACCCAUAUAUCAAAUACAAGGGAAGCUAAGGCCUUUGCCCUGCUAUCUGAGGAGGGAAUUGCUAAGGGAAUACGAAGGAUUACUGCUGUUACAACUGACGGUGCUUUUAAGGCAAUGGAAUUAGCAUACUUACUUGAGCAGGAAGUAAAUGAUGCAUCAAAAAUAGAAGGCAGCUUGCUUGAAAAGACGGUAGCUUCUUUGAAAAGUCGUGUGGAUUCCGCAUCUAUACCAGCAGCCAAGAAGGCAGAUAUCAGGGCAAAGAUUUCUGUACUACAGAAUCAAGUGAGAAAGGCGCAAAAGAAGAUUGCUGAAGAAAAUAUACAGAAAGCUGUCAAGAUCACAAUUGAGAAAGCUGAAGUAGCUGCUUCAGAGGGAAAGGCUUUCUGUGUAUCCCAUGUUGACGUUGGUUUGGAUGUGGCAGCAGUUCGUGAAGCAGUUCUGAAAGUCAUAGAACAGAAGGGGAUAUCUGCUAUGGUGUUCAGUACAGAUGAAACCACUAAUAAGGCUGUAGUGUGUGCUGGGGUGCCAGAGAAAGGAGAUAGGAACAAGCAUCUGGAGGUGUCAGAGUGGUUGACAGAAGCUCUGGAGCCUCUAAAAGGGCGAUGUGGUAAAGGAAAAGGUGGUCUUGCAUCUGGCCAGGGAACGGAUGCUUCGCAAGUCAAUGAGGCGAUUGAAUUGGCUACAGCAUUUGCAUUGAUGAAGUUGAGAUGAUAGAUCUUGCAAAUUCUUUUCCUACAGAAGAAACAUGGCCUCAUUUGCAGCUUAUAGGAAUUUGAUUUGAAUCAUUUGACUAAAUGAGGCAAUUGUUUGAGAAAUAACUUACUUUACUUACUUUGAUAUGUUACUUUGUUUAGAGCUUCCUUAAAAUCGUGUUGCAACUUUGUUAUGUUACUUUGUAGUUCCACUGUUGUAAAAUCGUUUUAUCAAAUGUGUCGACCUGUUCUAAUACCCAAUUGAAUGAAACAUUGAAUGUAGGACCAACAUACAUUUCCAACAA